AGGCAGUAUAUAAGAGGCCUCUGCAUAAGGAGACUCCCAAACUCAAGAACCUCACUCUCCCAGAAACCCAACCAGAGCCUCCACCCUCCGACACCAUGGUCAGCUCCUGUUGUGGCCCCAUCUGCUCUGACCAGGGCUGUGGCCUCGGCCUCUGCCAGGGGACCUGCUGCCGCCCCAGCUGCUGCAUCUCCAGCUGCCGCCGCCCCUCCUGCUGGGGCUCCAGCUGCUGCGGCUCCAGCUGCUGCAGGCCCAGCUGCUGCAUCUCCAGCUCCUGCCGCCCCUCCUACUGUGGCUCUAGCUGCGGUGCCUCCAGCUGCUGCAGGCCCAGCUGCUGCAUCUCCAGCUGCUGCCACCCCUCCUGCUGUGGCUCCAGCUGUUGCUGCCCUGGCUGUGGCCUACGUCCAGUCUGUGGCCGGGUCUCCUGCCACACCACUUGCUACCGCCCAACCUGUGUCAUCUCCACCUGCCCGCACCCCACGUGCUGUGCUUCUUCCUGUUGCUGAGUCUCUCCCUAUAAUCUCUGUCCCACUAUGGAUGUUCUCACAAGUCAUCUAAAAUGUGUUGGACCCAGCCAGUGACUGGAGAUGGACCCUUAGCUGCCAGCUCUUCUUCUGAUUUGGCAUCCAGUUCAAGGAAAUGACAGAUGAAACACAUUUGUCAAAUGAUUUUAACUAAGGCCCAGAUGCAUCUAUUUGUAGAACAGCAAUCUCUUCAUCCUAAGUACCCAUUGAUUGUAAUGAUCUCAUAUGACGUUGUUUCCAUAUGUUCUUAAUAAAUAGCUAUUUUCCCUGA
Molecule: messenger RNA, 792 nt
Organism: Manis pentadactyla (Chinese pangolin)
Lineage: Eukaryota; Metazoa; Chordata; Mammalia; Pholidota; Manidae
Product: keratin-associated protein 4-8-like
Exons: 1
Coding region: 96-503 (135 amino acids)
Cellular component (GO): keratin filament
Source: RefSeq, a predicted model, not a curated record